Trichechus manatus latirostris (Florida manatee) is the source of this 983-nucleotide messenger RNA. It is a transcript of the gene ARL2, whose product is annotated as ADP ribosylation factor like GTPase 2. The coding region runs from base 89 to 643 and encodes 184 amino acids. Gene Ontology annotation, biological process: protein folding. NCBI's taxonomy places the organism in Eukaryota, Metazoa, Chordata, Mammalia, Sirenia, Trichechidae. Gene Ontology annotation, molecular function: GTP binding; GTPase activity. Gene Ontology annotation, cellular component: microtubule cytoskeleton; cytoplasm. The record is from RefSeq and is a predicted model, not a curated record. The transcript is spliced from 5 exons.
GUCGGUGUGCGUGAUAGCCAAUAGGAGCAAGGAGCGGGGAUCCCAGGUCUAGGAAGAAACGGCGACAGGGAGGGGGGCUACUGGGACUAUGGGGCUUCUGACCAUUCUGAAGAAGAUGAAGGAGAAAGAGCGGGAGCUGCGACUGCUCAUGCUCGGCCUGGACAACGCCGGCAAAACAACCAUCCUGAAGAAGUUCAAUGGGGAAGACAUCGACACCAUCUCCCCAACGCUGGGCUUCAACAUCAAGACCCUAGAGCACCGUGGAUUCAAGCUGAACAUCUGGGAUGUGGGCGGCCAGAAGUCCCUGCGGUCCUACUGGCGGAACUACUUUGAGAGCACUGACGGCCUCAUCUGGGUGGUGGACAGCGCCGACCGGCAGCGCAUGCAGGACUGCCAGCGCGAGCUCCAGAGCCUGCUGGUGGAGGAGCGCCUGGCUGGAGCGACCCUCCUCAUCUUUGCCAACAAGCAGGACUUGCCUGGGGCACUGUCCUCUAACGCCAUCCGGGAGGCCCUGGAGCUGGACUCCAUUCGCAGCCACCACUGGUGCAUCCAGGGCUGCAGCGCCGUCACCGGGGAGAACCUGCUGCUCGGCAUCGACUGGCUCCUGGAGGACAUUUCCAGCCGCAUCUUCACAGCCGACUGAGCCGCCCCAGCUGCCCACCUCCCAGUCCAGACCCCCCCUUCCCCGCAGCCCUCGCCACAUACCAUCCAUGGGGGGAUGGGUGUCAGCCAGCUGGGCUAACACUCCCCACCCACUCCAUAACCUGCUGCUGCUGCUGUUGCCCACUGCUGCUGCUGGGCCAGCCGGAUCCCGCGGUGGAAGGGCUGCUGCCCUGGCCGCUACCCCCGCUCCCCACCCGGCCCGCCUGCGGCUGUCACACUUAGAAGGGGAUGCUGGGCCUGGGAGGAGACGGCCUCUGCUGCUACCAAGGCUGUGGACCUCAUCCUUUGCUCAGCUGUGAGAAUAAAUCACUCCUUGCUCC